UCUAACACGUGUCUCAGAAUUCCAACUCAUGAGCCUUUCAGAGGACCCAGACCUGCAGCCCACCCUGUUUGGAUGGUUCUGUCCAUGUACCUGGUCAUGGUGCUUGGGAACCUGCUCAUCAUCCUGGCCAUCAGCUCUGACUCCCACCUCCACACCCCCAUGUACUUCUUCCUCUCCAACCUGUCUUUUGUGGACAUCGGUUUCAUCUUGACCACAGUCCCAAAGAUGCUCUUGAACAUCCAAACUCACAAUAGAGUCAUUUCCUACAAGGGCUGCCUGACACAGAUAUCUCUUUCUGGCAUUUUUGUCUGUAUGGAUGACAUGCUUCUAACUGUGAUGGCCUAUGACCGGUUUGUGGCCAUCUAUCACCCCCUGCAUUAUACAGUCAUUAUGAACCCUCGUCUCUGUGGCUUCUUAACUUUGGUGUCAUUUUUGCUGAGUCUUUUGGACUCUCAGCUGCACAAUCUGAUGAUCUUACAAAUUACCAACUUCAAGAGUGUUGAAAUUUCCAGUUUCUUCUGUGACCCUUCUCAACUUCUGAAUCUUUCCUGUUCUGACAACUACUCUGAUAACAUUGUAAAGUAUUUUCUUGCUGCCAUAUAUGGCCUUUUCCCUAUCUCAGGGAUCUUUUUCUCUUACUAUAAGAUAAUUGCCUCCAUUCUGAGGAUUCCAUCCUCAGGCGGGAAGUACAAAGUUUUCUCCACCUGUGGCUCUCACCUGGCAGUUGUUUGCUUAUUUUAUGGAACAGUUGUUGGAGUGUACUUGAGUUCAGCUGUAUCACAUUCUCCCAGAAAGGGUGCAGUGGCCUCAGUGAUACAUACUGUGGUUACCCCCGUGCUGAACCCCUUCAUCUACAGCCUGGGGAACAGGGAUAUUAAAACUGCAUUUAGGAGAUUCCACAGCCGAAUUUUUCAAUCUUAGCAACUCUGCUGUUCAGUUGCAAUAUCUUGGAAAAUUCAGCAAAGCUAAAAGUUUGGCCCUGUUAAUGUGCCUUUUCAUAACAUAAAUAGUUUUAAUUUCUCACCAUGUUUUAUAGUAUAAUGGUUUCAGCCUAUGUUAAGGAUCAAGAUUUCUCUGCAUUAAGAUGACAAAUUUUGGAGAUGGAUGGUAGUUAGUUUCACAAGAAAACAAAUAACAAUAAAUGCCACUACACUAUGUACUUGACAAUGGUGAAAUUUGUAACUUCUUUUUAUAUACAUACCACAUAUUAAAAGUGACAAAGCCAAUGAGUUUUAAAAAUGAAAUUAAAAAGUUGCUGGGUACUGAGGUGCAUGCCUGUAAUCCCAGAGGCUCAGGAGGCUGAGGCAGGAGGGUGGAGAGUUCAACGACAGUCUCAGCAAUUUAGCGAGGCCUUAAAAAACUCAGUAAGAUCCUGUCUCUAAAUAAAAUACCAAAUGAGCUGGGAUGUUGCUCAGUGGGUAAGGGCCCCUGUGUUCAAUCCCUAGUAAAAGAAAAUAAAUUAAUACAGUGUUCUAUAGUUUUCAUUGCAAAGAUCCUUCAAUUUUUUUGAAUUGACUGAUUUGCAAGUAAUUUAUUGUUUUGAGGCUAUUGUGAAUGGGAUAGUUUUUCAAUUUCUUUCUCAGAAGAUUAGUCAUUGAAAUAUAGAAAUGUGAUUGAUUAAUGAGAGUUGUUCUUGUAUCAUGUUACCAUGCUGAAUUCAUUGACGAGCUCUAGAAACUUUCUUUUUGAGUUUUUGGGUCUUCUAAUUAUAGGAAACAUGUCAUCAGUGAAUAGAUAAUUUGAGCUCUUCUUUUCAUGUUUAUAUCCCUGUGGGUACAAGUGCAUGGAGUACUACAUACAUGGCAUACAUUAAGGGCA
Molecule: messenger RNA, 1818 nt
Organism: Marmota monax (woodchuck)
Lineage: Eukaryota; Metazoa; Chordata; Mammalia; Rodentia; Sciuridae
Product: olfactory receptor 7E24-like
Exons: 1
Coding region: 73-921 (282 amino acids)
Biological process (GO): G protein-coupled receptor signaling pathway
Cellular component (GO): membrane
Molecular function (GO): G protein-coupled receptor activity; olfactory receptor activity
Source: RefSeq, a predicted model, not a curated record